Hyaena hyaena (striped hyena) is the source of this 1367-nucleotide messenger RNA. RefSeq names its product par-6 family cell polarity regulator gamma (gene PARD6G). The transcript is spliced from 3 exons. Lineage: Eukaryota; Metazoa; Chordata; Mammalia; Carnivora; Hyaenidae. Gene Ontology annotation, molecular function: protein kinase C binding. Gene Ontology annotation, biological process: establishment or maintenance of cell polarity; regulation of cellular localization; centrosome cycle. Gene Ontology annotation, cellular component: cell cortex; apical plasma membrane; nucleus. The record is from RefSeq and is a predicted model, not a curated record. The coding region runs from base 120 to 1193 and encodes 357 amino acids.
GCGCGCGGGCCGGGCCGGGCCGGGCCGGGGCCGGGGCGGGGGGCGCCGCCCCCAGCGUCCUCCCGCAGCCCCGGGAGCGAGGAGCCAAGGCGAGGGCGAGGCUGAGCGGGGCCGGAACCAUGAACCGGAGCUUCCACAAGUCUCAGACCCUGCGCUUCUACGACUGCAGCGCGGUGGAAGUCAAGAGCAAGUUUGGGGCUGAGUUCCGGAGAUUUUCCUUGGACCGUCAGAAGCCAGGGAAGUUUGAAGACUUCUACAACCUGGUGCUUCACACGCACCACAUCUCCAACACGGACGUGACCAUCGGGUACGCCGAUGUGCAUGGCGACCUGCUGCCCAUCAACAACGACGACAACUUCUGCAAGGCAGUCUCGAGUGCCAACCCCCUGCUCAGGGUCUUCAUCCAGAAACGAGAGGAGGCCGAGCACUGCAGCUUCGGGGCGGGCUCCCUGUCCCGCCGCAGGAGGGCGCUGGCGCUGCGCGAGGACGGGCCCCGCCGGCGCGCGCACCUGCACAUCGGCCUGCCGCGCGACUUCCGCCCGGUGUCCUCCAUCAUCGACGUGGACAUCCUGCCCGAGACGCACCGCCGCGUGAGGCUCUACAGGCACGGCUGCCAGAAGCCGCUGGGCUUCUACAUCCGCGACGGCACGAGCGUGCGCGUGGCCCCGCAGGGCCUGGAGAAGGUGCCCGGCAUCUUCAUCUCGCGCAUGGUGCCCGGCGGCCUGGCCGAGAGCACGGGGCUGCUGGCCGUGGACGACGAGGUCCUGGAGGUGAACGGCAUCGAGGUGGCCGGGAAGACGCUGGACCAGGUCACGGACAUGAUGAUCGCCAACAGCCACAACCUCAUCGUCACGGUCAAGCCGGCCAACCAGAGGAACAACGUGGUGCGCGGCGGCCGCGCGCCCGGCAGCUCGGGCCGCUCGUGGGACAGCGCGCCCGGCCGCCACAGCCUGCCCGCCGCGCCCGCGCCCGCGCCGCUGCCGCCCGACGACGCGGACAGCGACGACGAGCCCGACGUGGUGCUGGAGGGCGUCCUGGAGCCGCGGCCCGCGCCCGGCGGCCAGGCGCGCGUCAACGGCGCGGGCGCGGCGCACCGGCUGCUCAGCUCGCUGCGCGCCGACCCGCGCCAGGGCCUGGCGCUGCCGCUGCCCGCGGGCGCCGUGGAGGAGCACGGCCCGGCCGUGACGCUGUAGCCGCCGCGCGCCGCCCCCACGGCGACCCGGCCUCUGGGCGGGACGCCCCGAUACGCCUGUGUUUCUAGAAGGUCUCCAGGGCCGCGAAGCCGCACCCUCGCGCAGCCGGGGCGCAGCCGGCGCCGGGCCCAGCGCUUUCGUGAAGGAAGUGGCAGGAGGGGUCCGGCCAGGCGC